GUAGCGGUGUUGACUCCGCCAUUGGGGGAAAGGCACUGAGACUCUUCUACACGUUUCGAACGUCUUUAAGAGCAAGUUGAUCAUCCAGUACGGUUUUUUUUUAUCACCUGACUCGCUCUCUCGUUCUGGUUACCGCGGAUGAAUUAGUCCGAAAGCUCGGUUCAUACCGUUUUUUUUAAACCCACGCGCGUAUUGUUUUUUUUUAACCAUAAUCUAGAAGUGACGAUCAGCAGAGAACCUGAGCAGGCUAGCUAACGUUAGCUAGCGACCUGGCUAGCUGCACACGAGCUGAGCGCUGCUCGGUGGUGGGGAGGGGUGGCGGGGGGCGCUUUGCCUACAGUGGCGUUUGAUGGAUCCGAGGAUCGCCUGGUUUCAACCAGAACAACGGGGACCCGCUAACAACCUGUGGAUGCAGAUCUGGGAGACGACGCAGGGGCUCGGAUAUUUGCACGUCAACAGCAGCUACUACACGGGACCUCAGAUCACUCCGAGCCACAAGCCCAUCGUCAACAACGGGGCGUCGGGAGCCGUCCUCGCUUGCAGGAACGGGGCGCUCGACUCGCACGGCGGCGGAGACGUCAAGACCCAGGGGAUGUCUACCACGGCGGGGGACAGGGACAUGACGGAGCAGCGGGACUUUAUACCACUGGACUCCAACAGCAACCACAACAACCGAGCCGCGGGCAGGGGCGGCGUCGGCGGCGGAGGGGGGCAGCAGCAGCAGCAGGGCGGCGGGGUCGCCGUGCUUUGGAAGGGACUGACGGACGGACACCCCAACAAAAGGAAGAGGGACAACAAGGCUAGCACUUUCGGAUUCAGCUCCAGCCUCUUGAACAAUGCUUGCGGCUCCAACGCGGAGAGACGUGAAGGUUACACGGGCACGCCUUGGAAAGUCAGGAACUACUCGGAAGGAGUGGUGGGCUUGCACGAGGAGAUCAAGGACUUUUACCAGUACAUCUCCCCGCGGCCAGAGGAGGAAAAGAUGAGAUUAGAGGUUGUGGACAGAAUAAAGGGAGUCGUCCAAGACCUGUGGCCCAAUGCUGAGGUCCACGUGUUUGGGAGCUUCAGCACUGGCCUGUAUCUGCCUACAAGUGACAUCGACCUGGUAGUUUUGGGGAAGUGGGAGACUCUCCCUCUUUGGACUCUGGAAGAAGCUCUGCGAAAAAGAAACGUCGCGGAUGCGGAAUCCAUCAAAGUUCUGGACAAAGCGACGGUUCCCAUCAUCAAGCUUACCGACUCCGUCACUGAGGUCAAAGUGGACAUCAGUUUCAACAUGAAAGGGGGCGUUGACGCUGCUAAGCUCAUCAGGGAGUUUAAAGAGAAAUAUCCUGUGCUGCCUUACCUCGUCCUCGUCCUGAAGCAGUUCCUACUUCAGAGGGACCUCAACGAGGUUUUUACAGGUGGAAUCGGCUCCUACAGUCUCUUCCUCAUGGCCGUCAGCUUCCUGCAGCUUCAUAACCGGGACGUUUCCAGCCCCAACAUCAACAUCGGCGUUCUGCUAAUUGAGUUCUUUGAGCUCUACGGUCGCAACUUCAACUACCUGAAGACGGGCAUCAGGAUAAACGACGGCGGUUGCUACGUUGCCAAAGACGAGGUCCAGAAAAACAUGAUGGACGGAUACAGGCCCUCCAUGCUCUACAUCGAGGAUCCUCUGCAUCCAGACAACGAUGUUGGCAGGAGCUCAUACGGUGCCAUGCAGGUGAAGCAGGCGUUUGAUUAUGCCUACCUCGUGCUGAGCCACGCCGUGUCGCCCAUGGCCAAGCACUACCCCAACAAUGAGAACGAGAGCAUACUCGGCCGGAUAAUCCGAGUGACUCGGGAAGUGGACGAGUACAGGGAAUGGAUCCGGAAGAACUGGGACAGCCCAUCUCAGAACGAUCGCUCUCUCAACAGAAACGACGUCAAAUUGCUCGAGUCCAAGCAGCUGGACGAGUGCAACAACAACGUUCCCGACGACGAGGACGUCGUUGUCCUGCCCUCAGCCCCCCACAGCAAAUCCUCUUCCAACAGGUCGUCUCCACUCCCGUCUCUGGGCUCGUCUCCUUCGUCCUCCCCGCUGUCGCCGUCUUCCACGUCCUGCAGCGACGCGGAUUCUGACGGGACACCGUGCAAGACAGUCAAGCAGCAGCCUGUCCGAAACUCUAGUACUCACAGAGAAAAGUCUACCGUGGUCAGUAAUCACCGCAUACAGAACCACUCUACUAGCACUCCACCUGCGAGCAACAAAGGAGGAAAGGCCAGGAUGUCUCGUUCCAGCAAUAAGAGUGUCCACCACGGGCAGCAGAACUCCUCCUUCAGCUCUAAAAGUCAUCAGAGCAACAAGCCACACAACCUAGGGAACAUCAAGAAGAGGAAAAACGUACGGGACUCUACUCAGGAGGAUCUUUGCAGAUAGGGGUUUGUCUGCUCAUCCAUGUCUUCACCCACAACCCCAACCCGGCCCCCAUCCAAUCCCUGUCUGCAACUGACUAUCCCGUCCCACUUCUGCUGCCAGAGGGGGGGACGUUGUGAGUAAUUUAAAAAAAAAAAAACAUAAAAAACUGCAGAAUCUGUCUGCCAUUUUUUUUCUUUUUCUUUUUUAUGGCGACAAGCAUUUUCUUGCAGAAAUAGGAAAAAAAAAAAAGUGUUAUUGAACGUUGGUUUAAUUUGUUGGAGCUGAACUGAAUCACAGACAGCAGACACUCGUUUGCUUCCCGACGGCUUCUUUGAUGGAGCAGCUUCCCUUCCCACAGCCAGCCUCUCGUGCCUCACGCUGUCGAGGAUUAAAACAGGAUGGAUGUCUUGAAUCCCCUCCGGAGCGGCAUCUGGAACUGUCGGCUGGAAGGAAAAAAAAAAAAAGGAUCAAAAAUACUCUCCAAAAACUUUUAAAAAGAAGGGGGGGAGGGGGGAGAAGUAAAAAGCAAAAUGGCAAAAAUGUACAAAAAUAUAUUGCUGAUCAACAAACAUACACCGAUUUUUCUAUUAUAGCUGGUCCCUUACAAAUCAAUCAGUAAGAGUGGGGAAAUAACUUUUGCAUGAUAUUUUUCUGUUGGUCGACUCUUCUGUGGGGUGGAUCUGUUUUGUUAAGUCCAAACAGAUUGUACAAAAAAAUUUGUACAAAAAGAAGCUUAUGCAAAAAAACAAACAAAAAAAAAAAGUCUAUAUAUUAACACAAGUUUCAUACUGCGUUUUUACGAGAUUUCCUGAUUGAAGUCACACACACACACACAUGCACAUCUUCUUCCUGUCGCUGUUUGGCUAAAGCCCACAGAGGUGGUUUGGAUCCCAUUGCCAAUGGAAAAUCAUCAGCAUCCACUUUUACUCCUGGUCCCCGUCUAUGAUUGUGCUCCUAGCUUAGCGUUUAGCCUUGAGAGAACCCGAGCUGAGACUGCGCCUCUACAGAUGACAGGAAGGAGCUCUGUCUCGUCUAGCUCGGUGGUACUAGCACACCAGUGUAAAGGCUUUAAAAACUGCAGAUUUAAACAUAUAUUUGUGACGAUAAUGGUUUUAUGAAAAAAAAAAAAAAAAAAUCCUACACUUGAAAAUGUGUCAACAGUUAAAGUAUGGGGGGGAAAUAAUGCGUUUAUUUGAUAAUCUACAUACUACAGAAUGGUUUGUAUUCAUUACAUGUAUUUAUUUUUUUAUUAAUUAUAUGACGAUAGUAUGGAUAACUGUAAUAACGUUAGAGCCCAUAUCCUUAAGUCCUAUAUUUGAAAUAGAAAAUGUCUUGGGAAUGAGGGGCUGGGUAGGAACAAGCAUUCAGGAACAGUACAAUAUCGCCCUUUAUUUGUUUUUGCUAGUGUUUUUUUUUUUAUUAUUAUUAUUUCACUGACAGUUGAGUGACCAAGUUACCUUUGACAAUUGAAGAGACCAUUUUACAAGUCAUAUAAUAGGAUAUUUCUUUUUAAUUUGUGGCAGGUCUGUCUACACUAAAAGGGAGCUUUUUUUUUUUUUUUGCCUUUUGUGAUUGUUGAUUUUUUUUGUUGUCCAAAUUGAUAAAAUGUUAUAUGGUACUUUUCAAAAUGUCAUUUCCCUCUGUUGCUGCAGUACAACGAUUAACCUGUAGAUGGAGUCAUUGCUCUAAGUCUUAAUCUGUAAACUUUGGGCUUGUAUACUGCAUUUGAAUGGUUUAUUUAAUGAUUAUUUUAUUAUUGGUUAUUUAAAUGCUCAUAUCCCCACUGAUAUGAAUGGGCAGCUGCACCCAGAAGCAGGCCUUGUAAGCGGAGUACUUGCUUGGAGAGAGUGACACACCAAAGCACAGCUCGGCCUCCUUUUCUCUCGCCUUGAAACACCCCUUAAAGUAAAAUUAACCAGCAAUAACCAUCACCUUUUUUAUUUUUUCCCCCUCCUUUCAUUUUUGCACGUCAAGACAAAGAAAAGCACAUAAAAGUCUCCGUACUGCCCAUCCAAAUUUGUGUUUAAAAGGCUGAAAAAGCGAACAGUUCCACCCCUCCUCACCCACCGACCGGCGUUGCAGUUGUGGUUAAAAUGCAGUAUAGAAGCAGGGCCUCUGAUGGACAGAUCAGGGGAAAUGUGAAGCAGAUUUCAUGUGCCAUCUGAAUGUCCACUCACCACCUCACUUUUAACUUCAGAACGGCUUUGAACCCAACUGAAUUCAUCUAGGAAAAAAAAAAAAAAAAAAGGUUGUUCCUCUGCAGCUAUUACAAUUCAUGCAAUAAAAAAACAUUACCAUUACACUC
Molecule: messenger RNA, 4679 nt
Organism: Fundulus heteroclitus (mummichog)
Lineage: Eukaryota; Metazoa; Chordata; Actinopteri; Cyprinodontiformes; Fundulidae
Gene: tent4b
Product: terminal nucleotidyltransferase 4B
Exons: 12
Coding region: 350-2395 (681 amino acids)
Biological process (GO): RNA 3'-end processing
Cellular component (GO): nucleolus; TRAMP complex
Molecular function (GO): mRNA binding; poly(A) RNA polymerase activity
Source: RefSeq, a predicted model, not a curated record